This is a messenger RNA of Athalia rosae (coleseed sawfly), 4777 nucleotides long. RefSeq names its product ATP-binding cassette sub-family G member 4-like. The record is from RefSeq and is a predicted model, not a curated record. The transcript has 10 exons. Lineage: Eukaryota; Metazoa; Arthropoda; Insecta; Hymenoptera; Athaliidae. Gene Ontology annotation, molecular function: ABC-type transporter activity; ATP binding; ATP hydrolysis activity. The coding region runs from base 821 to 2662 and encodes 613 amino acids. Gene Ontology annotation, cellular component: plasma membrane.
CUACAGUCAGUCAGUUAAGCCGCGCCCACGGUUGCGACCAGACGCCGUUCGAUGCGGCAACAAGAAAACACAUUCGUACAGAAACGCGGGUCUUGACGAUUAAUUUGUACAAAUUUUUUUCUUUUUCUUCAAGACAAAAUAAAUGAAGUAUAUCAGGAAAAUGGGCCGUGCGACAAUUGGUUUCUCAUUCCAUAUAAUUAUUUAGCGGAUAAAUUUUUUCUUUCUACCUAGAUAUAAAAGAUUGCCUGUAUACAGUUGAAGUGAUAACAGUCCGAACUUUCGACUCUGAUCCCUAGAGAAAGUCAGCUGCAGCGAGUUUCAUGUAUAAACGUGUAAACGCGUCUUCGUUGCCAGGAAUGAAUACAACACGCUUAUUUCUCCCGUAUCUAAUAAGAGGAUACUUUACGGAAUGUAAUCCGUUUGUGAACGCUAUAAAAUUGUGAUAGUGAUUAAUUCGCUUAAUCGUUUAGAUUGACAUUACACGCAUGUGUACGAUAUUAUACACAACCGUAUAUCUUUGAAUAAGUUUUUUUUUUUCUUUGUUUCCCUCACUGAUUACUCGGUGGUUGUAAUAAAUGCUUACGAAGGUCUUCGAACCGCGCGAUGUAAAUAUUGAAAUCACGUGUGAAGUCGUAUGUGUCCACUGCGUAUGCCCGUAUAUCUAUACGUACGUACCACUUGAGGAUUAUAUGCUGCACGUGUGCGGAAUACGCGGUGGUUAAAAAUACCGGAAACAACGCUUGUCAGAAGUUGACAAAAGGCGGGUGGAAUUUUGACCCUCGACUCAACCAUCGAAACGAAGAAUUCCGAGCCAGUCAACAUGAACCCAACAUCGCCUAAAAUCAGUAGGACCAUAGACCUAGGAUUCACUGACAUCACGUAUACCGUCAGAACCGGUAUUCUUUCCAGAGGAAGGCGACAGCUAUUGAAAACUGUCUCCGGGAAUUUUAGAGCCGGGGAGUUGACCGCCAUCUUGGGACCCUCGGGAGCCGGCAAGACCACCCUUAUGAACAUCUUGGCGGGUUUCACCACGAAAACGUACGAGGGACAGGUGACCGUGAACGGCCUUCCCAGGAACUUGGUCGAUUUUCGUCGAUGUUCGGCUUACAUCAUGCAGGACGACAACAUGCAACCUUUGCUAACGUGCGGAGAGGCUAUGCGUAUCGCUGCGGAGCUUAAGCUCAGUCUCAACUCACAGGAAAAAUUCAAGAGGGUGGAACAGAUCCUCGUUGCCCUUGGUCUCAGCGAAUCGAGGGAUACUUUAACCGCAGAACUUAGUGGGGGUCAAAGAAAAAGGCUUGCGAUCGGUUUAGAGCUGAUCAAUAAUCCUCCGGUGAUGUUUUUCGACGAACCAACCAGCGGACUGGACAGCGUCGGUUCUAAACAGUGUCUUGGAAUUUUGAAAGCGCUGGCGAGAGAAGGUCGGACGGUAAUAUGCAGCAUUCACCAGCCGAGUGCACUUUUGUUCGACAUGAUCGAUCAUCUGUACGUAGUAGCCGACGGGUACUGUAUUUACACGGGAGGAACCGGCAACUUGGUUCCUUACCUGGCAGCCUCCGGUCUAUGCUGCCCCGAAUACCAUAAUCCAGCUGAUUUCGUCGUGGAAGUCACGGUCGGAGAUUACGGAGAUUUCAAUGAUUCGCUUACCAGGGAAAUUGAGAAUGGAAAGAACGAAAGUUGGCGAUCACUAGCGACGGGAGGAACGUCAAAAGUCGUAGAAAUGAUCGCUUCGGAUAUUACAACGUCGCCUUGGGUGCUACAAAAUUCAUCGGCUCGUGCUACCGUUGGCUCCGACGGGAAAGAAACGAAAUGUAAACCAAGCGAAUAUGGCACAGGUGCUUGGAAACAGCUCUGCGUACUUCUCAAGAGGAACGUCGUAAGGCUUUCCAGGGACAAGGUUCUCAUGUUCACGAGAAUGAUAAUGCAUCUUGUCAUCGCAAUGCUAGUAGGGACGCUCUACUAUCAAAUCGGUCAGGACGCAGCUUACGCGCUCGACAACUACAGUUUGCUAUUCUUCAAUUUGAUGUUCGUCAUGUUCAGCGCAUUUAGUGCCGCGGUCAUCACGUUUCCCUCGGAGGUUGAGAUCGUAAUAAGAGAGCACUUCAAUCGAUGGUACAAGCUCCGUACCUUUUACCUGGCGAAUAGGCUGGCUGAUUUUCCUGUCCAGAUAGCCGCCGUCUUCACGUUCACCCUGGUAGUAUUUUUCAUGAGUGGUCAACUGCCCGAAAUCCGAAGAUUACUCAUGUACAUACUGACGUGCACCGUCGUUAGUCUCGUCGCUCAGACAGCCGGUCUCAUUGUCGGCAUAGCUAUGGACAUACAACAUGGCGUCAUUUUUGGCCCCUUCAUUAUCCUGCCGUUUAUGAUAUUCAGCGGAUUCUUCGUUCAUCUAACCGAUGCUCAUCCUUGGUUGCAUUGGUUGUUUCACCUUUCUUUUCUCAAAUACGGAUUCGAAGGUCUCAUGGUCGCCGUUUACGGGGAUCGAUCGAAAAUGGACUGUUCGCAGGAUUAUUGCCACUACAGGUAUCCCAAGCAAUUGUUGAAGACGGUUGAUAUGACCAAUGCCGAAUACUGGUUCAGUAUUUCACUUCUGAUCGGACUCUAUCUCACUCUGGAGAUUACAGCCUACGUCGCUCUCAGAAUAAGAUUGAAACAUCGCUAGCGAUUAUUCUAUGACAGACAGUUCAAAUCAUCUAGAGGAUGAAAAUUUAUCGUUCUAAUAUGAAACUCCGCGAUACGAUCAGUAAUAAAUUUAGCACUGAUUAAAUUAUUCAACAAAUAAGUUGCGAACGUUUGGCUCGCAUUAAGACCAUCUGGAGUCGUUAUCAAGUUUUUUUUUUUUUAUUUUCAUAACGCCAACUACCGAUCUCUGUAUGAUAUUCUCGAAUCAAAAGGGUCGUACAGAGAUGUCUAGAAAUAGAUCCGCCACUUAUCGCGAAGAAGCCAACUUUUGAUCGGAUCCUAAAAGUAACAUUCAGUGAAUUUUGAGCGAGCUGUAGAGAUUAAAUUAAUUUAAGUAAUGAAAAAUAUUCUUCUGUUACCUAAACCAGUUGUACCGACUUUUGUAUUCGGUGAAAAUCUUGCCGGAUUAUAAUAACGUUAACAAAGAAAAAUUUAUAUACGUAGCGUUUGUUUGAGGCAAAUUUAAUUAUUAUCCGUAGAUAAACAUUCGGUGGACUGAAAGGAUGUACAGGUAAAAUAUGUAGAUACACAACUGCGCGUCGUAGUUUCACCAGAUUAUUGUAUCAUUCAUUUUUUUCCCAACUCCAGAAUCAGUGCUCUGAGAAUGUAUGUAGAACAUAUUUCUAUCGAUAUACGUACGCAUGUUACUCAUUAUUAUUUUGUCUUUUCUUUUUUACUCGGAAUACAUAUUCAUAUAUAGAUAUAACUAUACAUUAUCGCUACCAUUGUACACCUGUAAAACACCGAAAAAUCGUCAGGUCAGCAACAUCUAGUCAUUUCUUUCACCGGAAAAACUAAAUAAGCAAGGCUUACGGUUUUGGCUGAAUAAAUUUUGACGUUGAACGGGACAAUAUUUCAUGACGAGUUUUCAAUAAUGAAAGAUUAGAUAGAAAGUUUUUUUGCUCAAAUUAGAGAUAAAUAUGGGUUAUACAAUAUCUGUCUACAUAUUGAUCUAGCGUUGAAAGCUCUACUAUACACUAAUAAUAGGAUUACUCCAUGCCCGCGUUUAUCGUCGACAUUAUUAUAUAUGAUAAAUAUUGAGAGGGAGAUGAUGCAUUAUUUCGUUAGUAUAAUUUGUUCUUCUAUCACUUAUUAUGGAUUGUAAAUAUAGGUUUGAAUAUAAUUAAGGAUUUGCGUGUACGUAACUGGCCUGUCAACGAUCAAAAAAUUGCAGCUGGUAGUUCGCUGAGUUCGAACAAAUUUAAUAAGGCGCUAAAUGACGCCAUCUGAUUUUGUACAAAUCAAUUUCAUAGAAAUAUCCAUGAGAUUAUUCAAGGGACCACAUAGGCAAUGCUAGAUUUAUACAUAAGUACUUCUGUUAAAAAUAUAAUUACAUUGUUACCACAUAUGAAAUAUACUUUUUCAUUUCCUUUAACCGUCUGUCUGAUCAUAAUAGUACGCAAGAGAGUCUCAGAUUAAUAAAAUCAGCACAUUCUUUAUUUUGUGCCCAGAAAAUAUUCCAAGUUUUUCGAGUUUUAUAGCGUUAGUGUUUGAUUGAAAUUUUCAUCAUGUCAGUAGAAAAAAUGAGCAAAGUAUUAUCGCCGUAUUGCGGAGAAAAAGUGUUACUCAUUGUAGUAAGAAAUGCUGAAUGACAGAAUAUACAGAGUUUGUAAAUAAAGUACAACGCAAUGUAAUGAAAGAAAAAAAAAAGUGUGAAUCUAUAUCAAAUAUGUUGAGGGCAUGAAGCCAUUUCCAAUUUUUAUAUCAUUGCAUUAUAUCGCAUCCAAUGUAACUGUACGAAUAUAAGAUAGGUGCGGGUCCGCCCUAUUGACCUAAUUUAAAUAAGAAUUUAUAAUAGUAUGUUAAAAUCGUCGUCAAGUAUGAGGGAAGUGAAGAAUCAUCUAGUUCGCAACGAGGAACAGAACUGCGCAUUAUAUUUUAGAAAACUAUGUAAAGUGCUUGAAAAUACAACAGUGUCUUUUCUUGGGUUGGUAUCAUUCUAUGAAAAUGUAAAAAUAUGUAACAUUGUUUGCUCAAUCCCAACAGUUUAACUCAACAUACUGAUUUCGAAGUUUUGUAAGAGAUUUGAUUUAUGAAAGACACAGCACUGCCAAAUACACCGUAAUAAUUAAUAAAUGAUAUAUUUUACUAUGAA